Molecule: messenger RNA, 1569 nt
Organism: Iphiclides podalirius (scarce swallowtail)
Lineage: Eukaryota; Metazoa; Arthropoda; Insecta; Lepidoptera; Papilionidae
Source: the annotation of a GenBank genome assembly
AUGGCACCUCGAGGUAUGGUGGUUACGCCACACCACCUGGCCACACAGAGUGCGGUGAAGAUCCUGAGAGAAGGUGGCACUGCUAUGGAAGCUGCUGUAGCCGCUGCGGCGACAAUCGCUGUCGUCUAUCCCCACAUGAAUAGUAUCGGGGGCGAUGGUUUCUGGCUCAUAAUUCCCCCUCACGGUGAUCCAGUUGCGAUAGAAGCUUGCGGGGCGGCGGGCGCCUUAGCCACUUUGGAUUUUUUCGCUGGAUACGACGGAAUACCUAAAAGCGGCCCCAAGUCAGCGAUAACCGUCGCUGGUACAGUCGGCGGCUGGGAAGAAGCCUUGAGAUACGUAUCUGAAUGCGGUUACCAGAGGAUAUCGGUGUCGAAACUGCUACAGGACGCGAUUUUAUACGCCGAAGAAGGUUUUCCCGUAUCGUCGUCACACGAACAAAAUUUGCAGGAUUACUGCAAAAGCGUUUCAACGUCGCAGAACUUUGGGAACACUUUCUUACCGAACGGCAAAGUGCCGAAAGUUGGCGAAAGGUUCUGCCAAAAAGCGCUUGCGGAAACUUUAAAAGAGCUUUCAGAAAACGGUCUAAAUAGCUUCUAUAGAGGUAAACUGGCCAAACGGAUAGCAGAAGAUAUGGCGAGUGUUGGCAUGCCAAUAACAGAAGCAGAUCUGGCCAAUUACUCGCCCGUUAGACGAUCGCCUUUGAAAUUACUGCAUGAGAAGGGUGAGAUAUUUAACCUUCCGCCCCCGACACAGGGCUUAGUUUCACUCACCAUUCUAGCGAUCCUCGACAGGUUACGAAUAGACGGUCGAAACGAAGAGCAGUUUAUCCACGCCGUUGUCGAAGCUACGAAACAGGGAUUUUUGCUGCGCGAUCAGUACAUAACCGAUCCUAGUUACAUGAAGGUUGACGUUCAAUCAUUGUUAGAAGGCCAUACGAUUUCUGAAUUAGCGCGCCGAAUAACACUUGAUCGGGCCUCAGCCGCUGGUGCUGGUAAGGGCCCAGGGGAUACGAUCUGGCUGGGCGUUAUGGACUCGAAAGGGUUCUCUGUCUCGUUCAUCCAAAGCAUUUAUCACAACUGCGGCAGUGGUGUGGUCUUACCGAAAACCGGUAUCUUGUGGCACAACCGAGGAGUCUCUUUUAAUUUGCAAAAAGACCAUAUUUUAUCUUUGAAGCCGGGCAAGAAACCUUUCCACACGUUGAACCCAGCUGCGGCCCGACUGAACGAUGGCAGAGUUAUAGUCUACGGAACUAGAGGGGGGGACGGUCAGCCCCAAACUCAAGCGAUAAUAUUCCAUAGGUAUGUCGUACAAGGUGUUGGGUUGCAGCAGUCCAUAUCGACCCCCCGCUGGGUGUAUGGUGCUACAACUGGUAACAGAAAUGACGUAUUGUAUUUAGAAGACAGGUUUGGUGACGUAAUUGUUAAUUGCUUGAAAGAGAAAGGUCACAAAAUAUCGCUACUUCAGCCUUAUUCUGAGCAGGUUGGGCAUGCUGGCGCGCUGGUGAGACAUCCUGACGGUAUGUUGGAAGGCGCUUUUGACCCUCGAAGCAAUGGUAGCGCAGCAGGUUUU